This is a messenger RNA of Manis pentadactyla (Chinese pangolin), 1484 nucleotides long. RefSeq names its product Rho family GTPase 1 (gene RND1). The record is from RefSeq and is a predicted model, not a curated record. NCBI's taxonomy places the organism in Eukaryota, Metazoa, Chordata, Mammalia, Pholidota, Manidae. The coding region runs from base 120 to 818 and encodes 232 amino acids. The transcript is spliced from 5 exons. Gene Ontology annotation, biological process: small GTPase-mediated signal transduction. Gene Ontology annotation, molecular function: GTP binding; GTPase activity.
CCCGCCUCCUUUUCAUUUGGAGGGAGUCAGGGAACUCGGCUGAGGUUGCACGCUGAGACGCAUCUGGCGCAAUCCUUUCCUCUCUGAAUCCGAGUCGAAGUUCCGCGGAGGCUUAAGCCAUGAAAGAGAGACGGCCCCCUCAGCCAGUCGUGGCCAGAUGUAAGCUCGUUCUGGUGGGGGACGUGCAGUGUGGGAAGACGGCGAUGUUACAGGUGUUAGCGAAGGACUGCUAUCCCGAGACGUAUGUGCCCACUGUAUUUGAGAAUUACACAGCCUGCUUGGAGACUGAGGAACAGAGAGUGGAGCUCAGUCUCUGGGACACCUCAGGAUCUCCCUAUUAUGACAAUGUCCGUCCACUCUGCUACAGUGAUUCAGAUGCAGUAUUACUAUGUUUUGAUAUCAGCCGUCCAGAGACAGUGGACAGUGCACUCAAGAAGUGGAGGACUGAAAUCCUAGAUUAUUGUCCCAGCACCCGUGUUUUGCUUAUUGGCUGUAAGACAGACCUGCGAACAGACCUGAGCACUCUGCUGGAGUUGUCCCACCAGCAACAGGCUCCCAUCUCCUAUGAGCAGGGCUGUGCAAUAGCCAAGCAGCUGGGUGCAGAAAUCUACCUGGAAGGCUCGGCUUUCACCUCAGAAAAGAGUAUCCACAGCAUCUUCCGGAUGGCGUCCAUGGUGUGUCUGAACAAGCCCAGCCAAAUGCCCCCAAAGAGCCCAGUCCGAAGCCUCUCCAAGCGGCUGCUCCACCUCCCAAGUCGUUCCGAACUCAUCUCUUCUACCUUCAAGAAGGAAAAGGCCAAAAGCUGUUCCAUUAUGUGAAGUGGGGGUUGGAGAGGGGAGACAACCUCCCACUUCCUCCCUUGGGUUGCAGAGGCAUGGGGAGAGGGAGGCUAAGACAAUUUAGGACACUGGACACGAGUUUUUCAGAUGGCCAUGGUGAGGGCUUGGAAGGAGACAGGAAUGGGGUGAGGAAAGAGCCAGGCCCGACCUGAGGACUUGACACUGAGAGAACCAUCACACCCGAAGCCAGGCACUAGGUUGUGGUGGGGCAGCUGCCCUGGUGCUCCCCCCCUGCUCCAGAGGAAGAAAAGGUGUGGGGGUGUGGGGGACAUGCUGGCCUCAUAGGCUUAGGGGCCUACAGGAGCCUCACCUUCAGCAUCAUGCCUCUUCCACACAGCGCUUCCAUGUGGGUCAGGGGACGGGAGGGGUUCCUGAGCCCUUCCCUUCCCCUCUGAGGAGGCCACAGAGGAGUGGGAAGUGGGGAAGCCAAGGGGCAGCUCCCUUGGGAGCUGAGCCCAGGUGCUUCAUACUUGAAAUCAGAAGGGCAGGAGCUGGUCAGGGCCAAUGAGAAGGAAACUUCAUCUUUGCAUAGCCCAUGACUCAUGGAGAGGUGACGUCAUACAUUCACAUGCUUCUCACCGGAGUCCCCAGGGUCUAAGGGAGAAGCCCCAGACCCCCUUCUCUUGCAGUAUGGGGGUGGGGGUG